AUGCUGCUAGGGCGCCGGUCACUCGGUGUGCCGGCUGCUGCCGCCGCAGACAUGCACGGCAAGGACUGCGUCAAAGUGGCCGUCAGAGUCCGGCCGUUCAACAAGAGAGAGAGGGACGCAGGCAGCCGGUGUGUCGUCUCCAUGGUGACGAGCUCCAUCACCAUCCAGGACCCCCGUGAAUCCCAGAGCUGUCGCUCCUUCUGUUUCGACUACGCUUACUGGUCCCACAGCAGCUUCGCACGAGACCACAGCGGCCUCUACGUGCCCGAGGAACCCGGGGGGCGAUACGCCGACCAGAACAGUGUCUUCCAGGACCUGGGAGAGGGAAUACUGGAGAAUGCACUGCAGGGUUACAACGCCACGCUGUUGGCUUACGGGCAGACGGGCUCAGGGAAGAGUUAUUCCAUGGUGGGCUACGGACCCAACAAAGGCCUGGUCCCGAAACUCUGUGACCGACUGUUUCAGGCCAUCGGAGAGAACCAGGACACCAGGCAGUGUCAGGUGUUUUUCAGUAUGUUGGAGAUCUAUAACGAGCAGGUGGUUGACCUGCUGUCCCGGGGGUCUCGUACUCCAGGGGGACUCCGGGUCAGAGAGGAACAGCAAAGAGGCUUCUAUGUGGAGGGUCUUCGAACAGUCCCGUGUGACAGCGCAGCACAGGUGGAGCAGUUGAUGGAACAGGGGACCAGGACCCGAACCACCGCCGCCACUAACAUGAACGCCAACAGCAGUCGCUCGCACAUGCUCAUUAUCCUCCAGCUCAAGCAGAUCUUCUCCAAAGAGAGCAUCACAAAGCAGUCCAACAUCAACUUGGUGGACUUGGCCGGCAGCGAGCGUCAGCGGUCGUCGGGGUCGGAGGCCGACCGGCUCAAAGAGGGCACGGCCAUCAACCUGAGCCUCACCACCCUGGGCAACGUGAUCAGCUCCCUCGCCGACGUGGCGGUGGGGAAGAAGGUUGUCCACAUACCCUACAGAGACUCGGCUCUCACCAAGCUGCUGCAGUCUGCCCUGGGGGGCAACAGUCGCACUGUCAUGAUCGCCACGCUGAGCCCUGCCGAUAUCUGCUACGAGGAGUCUCUCUCAACCCUGCGCUAUGCUGAGAGGGCGAAGCGUAUCCAGAACCGAGCGGUGGUGAACGAGAGCCCCACCGAGCGGCUGGUCAAAGAGCUGAAAGCCGAGAACACCAAACUGCUGCAGCGCCUGAGCCGGCUGGGCCAAGAGGGCCGCCGAGCCAACGACGAGACCAAGGAACUUCGUCAGCUGCUGACCCACAAUGAGCUCCAGAUCAGAGCCAUUCAGACUCUGCGGGAACAACACCUGCAGGAGGCGCUGAAGGAUUGGGAGCAACAGUACGCUAACAUCACACAGGAGAGGAGGAUGAUGCAGAUGCAUCCCUACAUCCUGAACAUCAACGAGGACGCCCAGCUGUCGGGGGUGGUCAAGCUCUUCAUCCAGGAGGGGGAUUGGGACAUCGGCCUGUGUGACUCUUCCCCCAGAUCCAUCUGCAUCAGGGGCUUAGGGAUCCAGGAGCGUCAUGCUGUGUUCAGGAAUGAACAGCGCCGGGUGACCCUGACCCCGCUGACGGGGUCAAAGGUCACUGUCAAUGGCAACGCUGUCUUCCAGACAACUGACCUACAGCACCUGGACCGCCUCAUUCUGGGCUCCAACUGCACCUAUCUGUUCAUUGGCUUUCCCUCGGAAAGGGGCGGGGAUGACUGGAGUCGCUAUGACUACGACUACUUCCUGUCUGAACUGGCUGCUGCUGAGGGCAUCCACCUGGGUGAGUCGAGUGCCGGCUCGAGUCAAACGGACCCCAGCCUGCUGGCCGUCUUCUACGACUACGUCAAACUGAUGCCCAUGGUGGCGGAGGCCAACCAGAUGAGCCAGGAACUGAACAAGGGGGUUCAGUUCAAGUUGGAGAUAAAGAAUCUGGCAAUGUCUGACUCAAAAGGCCAUGACCUCCAGAAAGAGAUCGUGGUGAGAGUCACGUCUUCGGGGAGGAAACAGGUGUGGAUGUGGUCCAAGGCCAAGUUUGUGAACCGUAAAUUCCUGAUGGAAGACGCUUACCAGCAGCAUCAGGCGGCCAGCGGAGACGAGAGAGUAGAGGGGCUGCCCACGGCUGCGCUACCCAGAGAUGAAGACCCCUUCUGGGAUCCCGUGGAGCCGGUGCUGCUGGGCACCGCUCACCUCUGGCUUCAGUCUUUGGCCUUCCGCAUCCCUCUGGAAGAGCAACUUGAGGUGCUGGGGUCAGAGGGCACAGAGGAGGCCAUUCUACAAGCACAGCUGGUCCCCUGCACCUCCACCGGACUCCCGAUGGGUGAGGACGACAUUCUGAUUGACCCGUCUGAGUUACUGGGUCGACGACUGGACUUCCAGCUGGUCCUGGAUCAGUGCUGUGGCCUCCGGUGGAUCAGAGAGGCCCGCAACAGAGGGGUCCAAAUUGGGUUCAGGUUCUAUAACUGCAGCCAGCCCCUCUACUCUCCGGCUGUGUGGCACAAUGUCAACCCUCUUCUGGACCACAGGGUUCACUUUGCCUCGCUGCACACCUCCCAGCGUCUGCUGGACCACCUGCAGAGCAGCGCCGUGGUGCUGGAGCUGUGGGGCCUUCAGGAGGGUUGCACUGACCUGACAUCAUGUCUGGAGGGAGUGAGGAUGACUACAGAGGGCAUCUUCAUCAUCGAGGAGGCGGGCCCAACAGACACCGCACUCGUUGACUCCACAGAGCUCAGCUGUUCAGCGAGAGCUCUUCAGCAGGACAUGGAGGAGCUGAAGAGCGUCAACACGGCUCUGAGGAAAGAGAACCAGAGUCUGAGAGAACAGCUCAACGCAGCUCGCAACGGUGAAUGA
Pseudoliparis swirei is the source of this 2844-nucleotide messenger RNA. RefSeq names its product kinesin family member 28 (gene kif28). The record is from RefSeq and is a predicted model, not a curated record. The transcript is spliced from 26 exons. Gene Ontology annotation, cellular component: kinesin complex; microtubule. NCBI's taxonomy places the organism in Eukaryota, Metazoa, Chordata, Actinopteri, Perciformes, Liparidae. Gene Ontology annotation, biological process: cytoskeleton-dependent intracellular transport; microtubule-based movement. The coding region runs from base 1 to 2844 and encodes 947 amino acids. Gene Ontology annotation, molecular function: ATP binding; ATP hydrolysis activity; microtubule binding.